Trachymyrmex septentrionalis is the source of this 1998-nucleotide messenger RNA. RefSeq names its product protein dachsous-like. NCBI's taxonomy places the organism in Eukaryota, Metazoa, Arthropoda, Insecta, Hymenoptera, Formicidae. Gene Ontology annotation, biological process: homophilic cell-cell adhesion. Gene Ontology annotation, molecular function: calcium ion binding. Gene Ontology annotation, cellular component: plasma membrane. The record is from RefSeq and is a predicted model, not a curated record.
AUGGCCGCCGCUGGUCGAGCUGAGGCCCAGCCGUACGAGGAAUCUGUACGUUUCGCUUUGCAUCGCGACCGACGGCCGCGCCGUAAAGGAUGGAAAGAUCGAGAUAAUAUCGCGAGUAUCGAGGAGGGCGAGGAGGAGGAGGAGGAGGAGGAGGAGGGACGGCCGUGGCGUGGUGCUGGAGGCCCCAGGAUGUGGCAUCUGCUACUGUUCCUCGUCCUGGGAGCGACCCCCGGCCUGGGCGCGACCCCCGCCCCGGGUGCGCUGCACGAGCGCGUUAAGUACCUGGAGGUGUCCGAGAACGUGCGGCCGGGCACCCGGGUGGGUUUCAUCGACAUUGACAGCCCGCCUUAUCUGAUAGCGCCGGUACCGGGUUCGCCGGUGGAGACCGACCUGAUGAUCGAGUCGGCAACGGGGGAGAUAAGGACGCGGGUGCCUUUGGACCGCGAGACCCGACCGUCGUACAGCCUGGUGGCGUUGCCGAGAGUGCGGGUGGUUAUCACUGUGCUCGACGAGAACGAUAACGCGCCGACCUUCGCCGCGGACCACGUGUACAUCGAGUUCCCGGAGAACUCGCCCCGUGACGUGAAACGGCCUCUGCCGCCGGCCUACGAUCCCGAUCUCGGCCAGUACACGACGCAGCGCUACGAGAUCGUGUCGGGGAACGACGGCGACGCGUUCCGGUUGUCGCAGCAACGCGGCCGCGACGGCGUUCUGUACCUGGACCUUCAGAUCGCCGGCUCGCUCGAUCGGGAGAUGCGCUCCCGCUAUCAUCUGGUGAUCGAGGCGCUCGACGGCGGCAGCCCGCCGCUCCGCUCCCACUUGAACGUAAACGUCACCGUCCAGGACGUCAACGACAAUCCGCCCGUCUUCAACCAGACGCGUUACGACGCGAGCGUGCCGGAGAACGCGACUGUCGGCACGCCGGUGCUCGCGGUGAACGCGACCGACGCCGACGCCGGGGACAACGGCCGCAUCGAGUAUUCCAUCAAUCGCCGACAGUCCGAUCGCGAGGAGAUGUUCCGCAUCGAUCCGGAGACCGGGAUGGUAUACGUGAACAAGGCCCUCGACUUCGAGUCGAAGGAACGGCACGAGCUGGUGAUCGUCGCUCGGGAUCGCGGCGCCCAGCCGUUGGAAGCCAGCACCUUCCUCUCCAUCCGCGUGACCGACGUCAACGACAAUCAGCCGGACAUCACCGUCAUCUUCCUCUCGGACGACGCGACUCCGAAGAUCAGCGAGAGCGCGCAGCUCGGUGAGUUCGUCGCCCGGAUAUCCGUCAGCGAUCCCGACUCCCGGACGGAGUACUCGAACGCGACGGUCACCUUGACAGGCGGCGAGGGUCACUUUGGCCUGACUACGCGGGACAACAUCAUCUACCUCGUGGUGGUCGAGCGACCUUUGGACCGCGAGGAGCAGUCCGUCUACGAGUUAUCGGUGGAGGCGACGGACGCCGGUACGCCUCCGUUGUGCGCCGAGCGCACUUUCCGGCUGCUCGUCACCGACGUCAACGAUAACGCGCCGAAAUUCGAGCACGAGAGGUACGAGGCACAUCUCCUGGAGGCGUCCGAGCCCGGGACGUCGGUGAUACAGGUGUUCGCGACCGAUCUCGACGAGGGCGUCAACUCGGCGGUUCGUUACUCCUUGGCGAACGCAACGUGGUUCGCGAUCGACGAGACCACCGGACUUAUCACCACGGUCACGCACGUCGACUGCGAGGCGAACCCGGCACCGAUCCUGGUGGUGUACGCGACCGACUCCGGACGACCGCCUCUCAGCAGCAGCGCGACCGUGCGAGUCACCGUCCACGAUCUAAACGACAACGAGCCGAUCUUCGAGAAGCCGCUCUACAACGCCACCGUGCCGGAGAACAUGCCCGUCGGACGCUGCUUCCUCAAGGUAGGAUUGCGAAAAUCACUCUUCUCCCCUGCUGCGCGUCACGAAAAUAUCAAGCUGAGAAGCGUACAUCCACCUCACGCAAAUCCGGUUCUACCAAAAAUCUGA